Heterobasidion irregulare TC 32-1 is the source of this 983-nucleotide messenger RNA. RefSeq lists its product as uncharacterized. Lineage: Eukaryota; Fungi; Basidiomycota; Agaricomycetes; Russulales; Bondarzewiaceae. The record is from RefSeq and is a predicted model, not a curated record. The annotation marks the transcript as partial. The transcript is spliced from 6 exons.
CCGCCCACACAUUUCUACUCCAACGACUGCGACACCCUUCAACAGAUCCUUGACGCUGCGAAGCUUCAGAAGCCUUGUCAUUCUAUCAUCUGAUUUGAUCUGAUUCCAUCAUGACUCUAUUACGACCUCGGCUUCCGCUCACGCUUUUCCUGCUCUCCUCCGCGCUCGGCGCCCGCGCCGACUGCUUCAUCGACAACAAUGGCUUCGAGCGCUGCCGUAUCUCAACCGGCGCGCGCAUCGCCAUCGCCGUCUGCCUCGUCGUCGGGCUCAUCCUCCUCCUCGGUGCGCUUGGCAUGUAUCGCCAACGUCGCCAGCGCCAAGCAAACCUUGCCUACGUGCACGCAUCUCAAAACCAAAACGCGUACAAUCCCAACUCCGUCUACGUCGCCAACGGGCAGUAUCCCAGCCCCGGUGGCGGUGGGGGAGGAGGGUGGCAGCAGGGCGCGCAGUACCCGCCGCCCCAGUAUCCGCCGCAGACGUUCCAAGGGCAGAACGGAGGGUACGGGUACGGAUACGACCCGAACCAGGGCUUCGCCCCCCCUGCUGGGCCCCCGCCGAACCACACCGGCUACGACGCAGGGGGAACGCCUGGCGCGCCGGGAUCGCCGCCGCAGUACUACCCGCCGCCGCCUGGCGUGCCGGGGUUCGCGGCGAACGGCAAGACGGGCGCGUGAGGAGGCCCUCGAAACCGUGCAUGGACUUGUUUGCGAUUCGUCGCCGCUUCAUUCAACUUUCUGUAUUCGUGUGUUUGUACUUAAUUGGUGGGCUCCUCGUGAGUUGUGUUUGGAACGAGACGGGUUGCCGGUUGCCCCUGGUACGGUACUCGGGACAGCCGGACAUCCCAUAAUAUUAUCUUAUCAAAUAACUGGCUAUAACUGGUCUGCGACGGCUAUGUCCGCGCCCGCCGCUGGACAGCAGUCGACAGUGACCACGCCUUUCAAUCGACAUUUAUUCACAAGGACCUUUGGUCUUUCUGUACGUGC